Messenger RNA from Penicillium cinerascens, 1449 nucleotides. Its product is annotated as glycosyltransferase family 4 protein. Bases 1 to 1449 code for a protein of 482 amino acids. The record is from RefSeq and is a predicted model, not a curated record. Lineage: Eukaryota; Fungi; Ascomycota; Eurotiomycetes; Eurotiales; Aspergillaceae. The transcript has a single exon. Gene Ontology annotation, molecular function: glycosyltransferase activity.
AUGGAGUCUGCCCCCCUGCUCGCCUCGUUUCAGGGGCCGGAUGAGUUCCCCAGUAUCCUGGUCGGCAAGAAGAUCUUGCUGGCCACGGAAUCCUGGGGUCCCGUCAACGGCGUCAGUCGCACUACGCGUAGUCUCGUCGAGUACCUGCGUGACCACGGCGCCGAACUCAUUCUGGUUGCGCCGCAUUUCAAAGGCGAUGCCUCCAAACAAACCGUCACCUCCUGGGAGCGCCGCCUCCCGGGCUGCGCGUUGCCCUACAAUCCAGACCUGACCGUGGUCUAUCCGUUUCAUAUCAGCGAUGUCUACCGGCAGUCUUUCCAGCCGGACAUUGUCUAUCUCGCCAGUCCCGCCUCGCUCGGGUUCCAAAUGCUGCUGCAGAUUCGCCAGCUGCGGUCGCCUCCGCCCGUCGUGCUUAACUUCCAGACCGAUCUGUCCGCCUAUUCGGAGAUCAUGCUGCCCGCACCCCUGGAUCAAUUCGGGGUCUGGCUGCUGGCCGUUGUCCAGGGCUUUUUGUUCCGUUCGCGCGCGGUCCACACCAUCUUCUACCCCUGCUCCGCCAUUCGCCAGUAUCUGGAACAUGCGGGUGCCCCGACGGACCGACUGGUCCAGCUGGGUCGCGGCGUCGACACCGUAAUGUUCACCCCGUCGUACCGUGACGAGGCCUAUCGCCGGGAGAUUGCCCCGACCGGAGAAAUCAUUCUCAUCUGCGUAUGUCGCAUCGCGCCGGAGAAGGGGUUCGAGUUCCUCGCGCAAGUCGCGACACGGUUAGCAGCGGACAAGGUGCCCUUCAAGCUAUUGAUCGUGGGUGGGAACCGCAACCCGGUGGUCGAGAACAAAGUGAAACGCUUGUUCGACGGUGUUCGCAAUCACGUCGUCUUUACCGGUUUCCUCACCGGCGUCGCACUGGCCCGUGCUUAUGCCUCGGCCGAUCUGUUUCUGCACUGCUCCAUUACCGAGACGUUCGGGCUGGUCGUACUCGAAGCGAUGGCCAGUGGCCUUCCGGUGAUCGCACGCGAUCAAGGGGGGCCAUCCGAUAUCAUUCGUCACGGACAGACCGGAUAUCUCGUUCCACCCCAUGAUCUCGAUCAGUUCACCACCCUGACUCGCGACGUAUCUCGGGACGCCGCAUUGCGCGCGGCUUUGACGGUAGCCGCGCGCCAGUACGCAGACGACACAACAUGGGAGAAGAUCAACCGCCGAGCGGCCUGGCAGCUGGCGGAGGCGCUGACACACACCGACCAGGAAUCGCACGGCCCUCGAUCACGGCCACGACCGGGAAUCAUCGCGCACGCGUCGGAACAGAUCCGGCUGGCGCUGGCCGUGGGGAUCGUCUACGGGAUGUGGCUGAUCGCAGUCGUGCCGCUGAUUGUUCACGGACACCGCUUCAUCCCUCGUGCCUGGCAGGCCCUGCGAGAUCAGUUCCAGUGUACUCGGCCGCUGCGAAGCUGA